This is a messenger RNA of Pyricularia oryzae 70-15, 319 nucleotides long. RefSeq lists its product as uncharacterized. The record is from RefSeq and is a predicted model, not a curated record. The transcript has 3 exons. The coding region runs from base 1 to 249 and encodes 82 amino acids. Lineage: Eukaryota; Fungi; Ascomycota; Sordariomycetes; Magnaporthales; Pyriculariaceae.
AUGGGCAACUCUCGCCUUUACUCGUGGUUCCAGAAGUACACACAAGCUUGCAUCGGAACUGGUAACUGCCAGGACCGGAUCUUUGAGAUUUCUGAUAGCAGUUCAAUCUGGGUUUUCAACCUCAUUACCAAGGCCUCCUUGGAGAUGAUCAGCCCCAGCGGUGGCUUCUCGGCAUCGGAGGUGCAAAAGAUUCAGAGGUGCCUUUACGGUCCCGUUUAUGCUGACAUCAGCUUGGGUGAAUCCCAGUAAUUUAUUUAGUUUUUAUUCGACUACAUUGGCCUACAAACUUGCUUUGACUAGUGAAAUAAAUCGUUGACGA